This is a messenger RNA of Triticum aestivum (bread wheat), 1689 nucleotides long. RefSeq lists its product as uncharacterized. The transcript has 9 exons. Gene Ontology annotation, biological process: protein K48-linked deubiquitination. The record is from RefSeq and is a predicted model, not a curated record. Gene Ontology annotation, molecular function: cysteine-type deubiquitinase activity; ubiquitin binding. Gene Ontology annotation, cellular component: nucleus. The coding region runs from base 287 to 1027 and encodes 246 amino acids. Lineage: Eukaryota; Viridiplantae; Streptophyta; Magnoliopsida; Poales; Poaceae.
GUGGCGAAUGGCUGAGAGCGCGCCAAGUGACGCUAAUCGUUGCGAGGCUUCCGAAGGGAGCGCUCGUUAACUAGUUGCUCCGGUGAAUCUGCUACAGAACGGACCCCGUCGGUACAGUCCUUUGUAAAUGGGCCGGCCCAGCCGUUGGUGCGUUGGGGCUCUCUGUUGGGAGAGCGUCAUAUAGGGCCUCCCCUUGCCACCCUCGCAAAAUCUCGCGCUGUCUUCCUGUUCACCUACCUUCCCGUCCCCUUGCCUUUCCGUUUCCCGCCUCCCCCAACCGCAUAGAAUGGCCGGCUCCGGCGGCUCUCCCGACGCCGACGAUCCCAAUUGCGGCGGAGCUGGGGCUGAGCCCUCCAGGACUCCUCAAGAAUCCGACGACCGCUACUCCGCGCCCGGCUCCCCUCUCAGCACUCGCCCGUCCGGUCAGCCCCCGGGGACUUCGGUCGUCGCCAACGAGGGCUCCGCCUCGUCCUCCGCCUGGGGAUCUGAUGACGAAGACGAGCCCGCAGGCAGGUACAAGAACCCCGCCGCCGCUUCCUUCCUCUCGGGACCGUCGAGCAGCACCAUGGGUGCGUCCUCCUCCGCCUCCUCCUUCUCCUCGGACAGCUGGAUCGGCAGCGACCGUACGUGCGGCGGCGCCUCGACCUCCAGCUCUCUGGACGCCUCCAACUACAGGGAUCUCUACAGGGAUCCACCCUCUGAGUGGAUGUAUAAUCAGAUUCUGGAAGCUCCGUUUUGGAGUCACGAGGCAUCUGAUGCUGUGAGGGCUUCUUGGAGAGACGAGUAUGAAGCUUGUGAUGAUUUUUCUAUGGUUUUGCAGACAUCACAAAAUGGCUGCAAAAAAAUUCUUCAAAAGGAACCUUUAUCAUCUCUACCGCAUGAGUUUGAAAACGAAAUUAUGAAAGAUAAGGCAAAAAAGCUUUCGGCUAAUUACUCUGAAUAUCGGAAGGUACCUGGAGACGGGAGUUGCUUUUACAGAUCGUUCAUAUACUCAUACCUGGAGCAGCUUGUGAAAGUAUCUCACUAGGAGGAGCUACGUUUACUUGGUGCACUUGAACCUAUGUGGGAGAAAUUCCAAAGGCUUCACUUGCCUGGUUCAUAUUCAGAUCUUCAUGAUGCUUUUGUGGGCUUCAUACUGGAAUGUAUGGAACAAAAACAAAAACUGUCAGUAAGUGGCUAUCAAGAGUGGCUUUUCCAGGAGAGUCAAAAUGAGCAGAAGUUUGCGAACAGUGAGAAUAUACAACAAUUUUCUUAGUUAUCUUGCCAACUUACUCUAAUUUUCUGACUCCAACUAUUUUUGUUUUGUGUUUAGUACUUUUGUAUCUUUGACUUGUGACAGCUAUUGAGAUAUGCACUGAGGUUGAAACUUUUAAGUCAUUCAUAAGCGAACUUGGUCAAGGAAUGCCUGAUGCAAUAGGGUACUGCCUGGAGGAGGUUCUCCCAGUGAAGAAAGAUGCACAACAAGUGAAUCUCACUGCGCUCACCAAUGUCAUACAGGUGCCACUCCGAGUUGUUAACAUUGACGUUUCACUGAUUGAGGAGCCUAACAUCCACAUCAUCUACGAGUCACCAGAUUCCUCGGUUCCUACUGUGACACUACUGUAUAGACCAGGGCAUUAUGAUAUCAUCUACGAGAAGUCAUAGCUGUAGAUUGUAGUAACAGAUAUCAUAUGACAUGUCGCGGGAGAG